Penaeus chinensis is the source of this 889-nucleotide messenger RNA. RefSeq lists its product as uncharacterized. Bases 43 to 684 code for a protein of 213 amino acids. Lineage: Eukaryota; Metazoa; Arthropoda; Malacostraca; Decapoda; Penaeidae. The record is from RefSeq and is a predicted model, not a curated record. Gene Ontology annotation, molecular function: chitin binding. The transcript has 2 exons. Gene Ontology annotation, cellular component: extracellular region.
UCUUGUCUCGCUUCUACGUUUCAGGCUUGGCUUCUCUUCAAAAUGAAAUCGUUGAUAUUUUCUGCUAUCAUCGGCAUCGCCCUGGCAGACAGCCGAAACGGAUUCAAUGGAAACGGCAAUAGAUACGGAGCGCCUCCUCCUAGCAACGGGUAUGCGCCCCCAAGUAACACAUAUGGCACGCCCUACGGAGUAGACCCUGAGAUUGCCGCUUUGGCCGAGAACAUUCCCGGGGGCGGCGUCCCCGGUGAGGACUACCCCAUCUUGGCUUCCGUGCCCGACACCGGCUUCUCAUGUGAUGCCCAGGCGGUGCAAGGUUAUUACGCCGACACUGCACGUGAAGCCGGCUGCCAGGUGUUCCAUAUCUGCCAGGACCGCGCCCUCAGGCGCCAACAGGACUCGUUCCUGUGCCCCAACGGUACCAUCUUCAACCAGCAGUACUUGGUAUGUGACUGGUGGUUCAACGUGGACUGUUCUCAAGCUGAGAGCUUCUACUCCGUCAACGAACUCAUCGGAGUCGUUCCCAACGCAGGCUAUGGCUACGCUGCGGCCACCAACGGCAUUUCCCUUAAUGGCAACGGAUUUGGCUCAAAUGGCAAGGGCAGAAAUGGAAACGGCAACGGAAGAAACGGCAACCAAUAUGGCGCUCCAGCAGCUCCUUCCAACGUUUACAAUGGUCCCUUCUAAAUGUAUAGUUUAUUCUACAAGAUCUCACAAUUCUGAAAUUGUAAAUAUGCUUACUUCCUCUUUUUCUCAGAUCUGUCUUUAGGCUCUCAAAUUCCAUUAUUUUUCAAGGUAUUUGCCUUCCUAAUGCUACAUUCUUGUAACUAUUUAUAUAAUUAUAAAGGUAUACAAUCUAUUUAUGAAUAUACAUCUAUUUUGAAAUUAAGAA